Fusarium odoratissimum NRRL 54006 is the source of this 1389-nucleotide messenger RNA. RefSeq lists its product as uncharacterized. The coding region runs from base 1 to 1389 and encodes 462 amino acids. NCBI's taxonomy places the organism in Eukaryota, Fungi, Ascomycota, Sordariomycetes, Hypocreales, Nectriaceae. The record is from RefSeq and is a predicted model, not a curated record. The transcript is spliced from 3 exons.
AUGACAGACUCUCAGGACUCUGAUCAGCGCAUCGUCAAUUGGCUUUUCACAAUUCAGAACUCCUUGCCUACUGAUCCAUCUCCACCUCCAGGCCCCAGCUCGAAGAAAGACGCCCUCGAGGACAUCACAUAUAAGCAUCCUGCGAAGCGCCUCUUGUCGCCUCCAAUGACAGAGGACGGUGGCUCACUUUCUAAACGGCCCCGGCCGGACCCCAAUGCAACUCCACGUAGGACGUUACCGUUAAGGCGAGGUGAUUCAAUAUCAUUGUCGUCGUCCGGAGUCAGCGACGCAAACUCCGAAUCAAUGCAUAAACGGGUCCGAACUGCUAGAAGUGGCAACAGCAGCCCAACAAAGAGGGGAAUUUCUGCUAUGCGUAUGGACGGGCUCAUCACUCAUCCGUCGUUUGAUGGCUCCGAGCCACUUCCCGAUGCCCUUGAUAACAUAGUGCAAGAUAUAAAGCGUGAUAGCGGUGGCUUCGAUAUCAUGACUGCUGCAGAUAAGAUCGAGUUUGAAAAAAGAGCGAGUGCAGGCGGGAAUCACGUACAUUUAUUUCAGAAAGCUCUCAAGCCAGAUCCGGUGGAUAAGUCAGGGGUUAGAGAGGCCUUGGGCAGACUCCCACCUGUGGACGCUCUCGUCGAGACAUGGCAAAAGGCCGAGAGGUGCCAAAACCAUAGCCAUUCUGAAGCAGGUUGGAAUUGCGCCGUGCAUUAUCCUUUGAUGGAGUUGGCGCUUAAGUACGCCAAUGUCACUACACAUGCGACUGCGGACGUUACUGCAAACCAAGAAGAGAUCUUGAUUGACGUUAUUAAUGCCACGACUGCACAGAUCUCCCCUAUGUAUGCUCCAAAUACAUUAGCCAUGCAGCACAAGAAGAGAGUCGACUUUUGUUUCAUGGUCGAGUCAAUCGAGAAAACCAAAGCAGCAACUUGCCUCUCCGACAAAUCACUACUCUCACCAAACGAUUCCGUCAAUCAUACAGACUUUGUUCCACUUCGUGCCUGCCCUAUCAGCGUGAGCAUCGAGACAAAACUCACCGGUGAAGAGUGGCAAUCCGCCAUGGCACAACAGACUGUAUGGCUCUCGGCUCACUGGAACUGCCUCGACCGACUCACAGGCGACUCUAAGGUCGCGCGUGAUGAGCUAUGCUUCUUACCGGCGAUUAUCGUGCAAGGGCAUGACUGGACAUUCCUGGCUGCAACAAGGGGCGAAAUGAUCGAGGGGAGGAAUGAUAGGCAGACUAUAAUCUGGAAUAAGAUAGGCUUCGGGUCGACUACUGGACUGAAGGGGAUAUGUCAGAUCAUCAAAGUUCUGCAGAGGCUAGCGCUGUGGUCACAAAGGACGUAUUGGCCUUGGUUUAGGAAGUACGCCAUGAAUAAUCUUGAAGGAUAG